Messenger RNA from Penaeus indicus, 2464 nucleotides. It is a transcript of the gene Alg1, whose product is annotated as chitobiosyldiphosphodolichol beta-mannosyltransferase-like. Gene Ontology annotation, molecular function: mannosyltransferase activity. Lineage: Eukaryota; Metazoa; Arthropoda; Malacostraca; Decapoda; Penaeidae. The coding region runs from base 152 to 1501 and encodes 449 amino acids. The record is from RefSeq and is a predicted model, not a curated record. Gene Ontology annotation, cellular component: endoplasmic reticulum. The transcript is spliced from 2 exons.
AGAUUUUUUGUUUUUCUUUUUUUCUCCUUUUUGCGAUGGUGCAAGGAAGAUGAAUCCCACUUGCAAGAGGGUCGUUACUUGAGAGAGGAGUUUGAGGUCUGUUGAAACACAGGUAUUUCACAUAAAGACUAGUGGGUCAGAGUUAACAACAAUGGGUUACCAGAGAGACAAGAAACGAGAACAAAUCACGCUGGUGGUGCUAGGAGACCUGGGUCACUCCCCUCGGAUGAACUACCAUGCGCUUUCACUCUCUGAGGAAGGGUUCGAGGUCAACCUUGUGGGCUUUGCUGGGUCCAAACCACAAAUUGAGGUCCUCAAGGAUGAACACAUCACACUUACAUAUAUGAGGCCUUCACCUGCGGCUUUCAGCAAUCUGCCCAGAGUGAUGGCAUAUUUCAUGAAGGUCCUGUGGCAAGCGAUCAUCCUGUUUUUUACCUUGCUGACAGGGCCAAGGAGUAAGGUAUUGCUCAUGCAGAACCCACCUGGAAUUCCCACAAUGCCUGUUUGCUGGUUCUUUUGUCUGAUUACUAGGACCAAAUUCUUGAUUGACUGGCACAACUAUGGGUACACCAUCAUGGCUAUUAAUCUUCAAGAGAAUCAUCCCCUGGUCUUUAUUUAUGGGUUAUGUGAGAGGAUCUUUGGCAGGCAGGCCCAUGGGGGUUUGUGCGUCACCAAAGCCAUGAAGAUUAACUUAGCACAGAAGUGGGGCAUCCAAAAGGUGACUGUGUUGUACGACCGUCCAGCUGAUCGAUUCCAUCCAAUAACGCUUGAGGAGAAGCACAAUCUCUUCAUGAAACUUUCCACAACCUAUUCAUGCUUUUCUGGUUCCUCACCUGACAAAACCGUGUUUACUGAAAGGUAUGCAGAUGGCCGUGUCAUAGAGUGUGAAGACAGGCCAGCUCUCCUGGUAUCCUCCACAAGCUGGACAGAAGAUGAGGAUUUUUCGAUCCUGUUCCAUGCCCUGGAGGACUACGAGGGUGUACGGCAUGAGUUCCCAGACCACUACCCUCCUCUUAUUGUGGUAGUGACAGGCAAGGGGCCAAUGAAGGAGUACUACACGUCUCUGGUGGCUGAACGUAUGUGGAUGCACGUAGCAGUCAUCACCCCCUGGAUGACUGCUGAGGACUAUCCGACCUUACUUGCUGCUGCAGAUUUGGGCGUGUGCCUACACUACUCCUCUUCAGGCCUGGACCUUCCAAUGAAGGUGGUGGACAUGUUUGGCAGCCGUCUCCCCGUGGCAGCCAUCGACUACCCUGCACUCCCGGAGCUAGUUAAGCACAAUGAAAAUGGACUCAUCUUCAAGAACAAGGAGGAGUUAGCCAACCUCCUGCAGGACUGGUUCCGAGGAUUCCCGCGCGAGACAGCUAUAAAGGAGACCUACUAUGACUUCUAUAAAAACCUAGACGAGUUCCGCAAGCUCAGGUGGCACCCGUGUUGGACGUGCAAUGCCCUGCCCCUCUUCUUAGAUGGGGUGUCGGGGCAGAAGACACUCACGAAUUGAGACUAACAAGCCGAGGGCCUUGAGGGGGACCUUGCUUCAUUCAGUUCAUACCAAUAUUCAGGUGAUUUUAGAUAAGGCUUAUAGAUGUUGAGAUAGCUAGAGUAGCUCAUAUUUGUUGAGUAGUUUUUUGUUGUUGUAGGCAAAUCUUUCUGUUAUGUUUUGCUAGAUGAAGUAUUUUUGAACCUUUGGAAGACUUUGCCCUAUGUUUGUAAUAUAUUUGGUGUUUUACUUUUAUAAAACAAACAAAUAUUUUUGGAUAUUAAUAUUUUCAUAAUACUUUUUUUAUUAUUAUUUUUGAAAUACAUGACAGCUCAUAUUCUGUGACAAUAACUGUUAACAAGAAGAGAAGUAUUAUUAGUAGUGAACCAGAUCAGUGUACAAAUUAACUGCUAUUAUUCAAACCAGUACAUUGGCAUGCAUUUUGAGAAGAAGAGGAAGAAAAAAGAAAAUAUCACGUACAUUUUUUUUUUUUAUGUAAUAUCCAGGUACCUUUGACCAUGUGCCAUUAAUGUUUCUUCCCUCCCAAAGCUGAAUAUCCUGUGUGUGAAGAAUUUCAUUUCAGAUUUUGUGGAGAGGUUGACUUUUGUUUUUCUUAAUGGCCUCUGUGUUAGGAAGGAUGAUACUGACAUUAGAAAUUUUAUAUAUUUCUAUGUGACAAACAGAAGAGGCAUGAAUGACACCAAUGUAGAAUAUGUAAUUAAUAUUUUGAUAUUGCAUCCUCAUAAGACAGAUAACAUUCUAAUGAAGAUGUAAUAUGAAAACUUCAGUUAUGUAUCUUCAUUUUGUGGGCUAUUCACUCUCAUGUCUCUUUGUCAUACACACUCAGAAACAAACAGGAAAAGAUGAAAAAAAGGCUAGAUGUCAGUAUAUGAAAAGAAUGGUAGAUGAACCAUGAGUGAAAUGAACAGGGAAGACAAUCUGUAGAUACUGCAAAAAUAAAAGAAAUAAGUAUGUCUUUUCUCA